AGGUAUUUCAGCUCUCUCUCCUCUCUUCUAGAGAGAUAAAAUUUAUCUCUAUCUUCCUUCUUAUCCAUAAAACAAAUUUCAGAAGGAAUAGAGAGAAACAGAGAGCAUUUUUUGUUUGUAAUAUACUAUCGAUCAGUUCUUGAUCGUUUUACUUCCGUUUUGUCGGAUCUUUAGCUUCGCUUUGGCGAUUUUAAGUUUCGCAUAGGCGAUUUUAAGUUUCGCAUAGGCGAUUUUAAGUUUCGCAUAGGCGAUUUUGAAGUGCUGUCAACUUCAUAACAGAGCUUUACAUCAAGCUUUUCUUUUAUCUCUGGUUAUGAGUUGACUUAAUAAAUUCCGAUCUCGUUUUGAUCGGAAAACUUUUCAGCUUCUACUCUUUCUAUCAAAUUUUUAUAUCCCUUCUGCUUUUUCAAGAGCUGAAUCUCUACUGUUGGUCAUGCUUGAUCUAUAUCCCUGAUAGAAAUCAAUCUUUGUCUUAGGUGUUAAGCAAAGUGUUCUUAAGGGAUAAAGAUUCAAGUUUUACAUGAUUGUCUUCGUGAUUUGGUUUAGUCUAAGAAGAGUUGAAGCUUGUUCUCUCAAGCGUUUCAACAAUGACUGAAUUUGAAUCAAUUGAAGCUUCUUGGUGGAUUCAUACCCAGCAUGGAUGAGGAGGAUCUUUGAAGGCAGAGGCGGUUAAAGAGUGAAGCAACCAAAUGGAAUCAAAUUCUAAGUUGAUUUUCUGAGUUGGGAGCGGCAUAGCCACCAGAGUUGGUGACCUUUCCGGCGAAGAGGCGACUCAAGAGUCAUGGGCAACACGUGUUACUCACCUUCGUUACUUAAUGGGCACGUGGAUGGACAGAUGUAUGUAUUUGGUUCAUCCUUAUCUUUCUAAUGUGGGCUUCGGGUGGGUUAAACAAUGUAUUGGGCUUAUAUAUUUGAUUUCAUUUGUAACAGUUUGGGCUUCUAUAAAAGCCAAGUUGACAAAAAAAAAGCUGAGAAAAAAAAAGAAAAAAAAAUGGGGUUUCUCCGACUGGCGGGGACUCCGUCGUCUACUUCUUAUUGCAAACUCAGUCGCAAUCGGACUGCCUGCAUUGGCUAAAGACGCUCUCGCUUCCUCUCCUACUCAAGGUGAGGUUGGGAUCGAGGAAUGGAAGUUGUGAUUGAAGAUCAGAAUCAGAACGGGAGUAGUGUUGCUUCUAAGCAGCCUGAACCGGAGAAGAGGAAAGAGAAGGAUCUAAGAGUUAAGAGGAAGAGUUUUGGAAGCAAGAAGAUGAGGAGGGCUGGUCUUAGCUCUGAGUCUCCGUCCGCUGCAGAGAAAGAAGAGGAGGAGGAGGAAGGCAUGAAGAUCAGUGCUGCUGCUAAGGUUACUCCGGUGGAGAACGUGGAUGAGCAGAAACCUGAGUGGAACGAUAAUGUCGAGUAUUUCAUUAAGAAGAAACUUCGAAUUUGGUGCCGGGUUGCAAAUGAGCAGUGGCAGCUGGGGAAGAUACAGUCUACUGCUGCUGACACGUCGCUUGUUAUCUUGUCCACUGCUAAUGUUGUGGAAGUGUCUACUGAAGAGCUCUUUCCUGCAAACCCAGAUAUUUUGGAAGGCUGUGAAGACCUUAUACAGCUUAGCUAUUUAAAUGAACCGUCUGUUCUUUAUAACCUUCGUGUCAGAUACUCGCAAGACGUGAUUUAUAGCAAAGCAGGGCCAGUAUUGAUUGCGGUCAAUCCGUUCAAGAAUGUUGAUAUUUACGGAAAUUAUUUCAUCUCAGCAUACCAGACGAAGGCUGUGGAUGCUCCUCAUGUAUAUGCUGUGGCAGGUGCAGCUUAUGAUGAGAUGAUGAGAGAAGAGAAGAAUCAGUCUAUAAUUAUAAGUGGAGAAAGUGGAGCUGGGAAAACCGAAACUGUGAAAUUAGCAAUGCAGUAUUUGGCAGCUCUCGGUGGAGGAGUUGGUAGUCUCCUUGAAGCAUGCUGGGCAGCGGAUCCUAAAGCUCGUCUCGAGUUCAAAGAGAUUACAGUGUCGCUAGAAAAACUGCUUAGAAGCUUAUGCUCAGAUGAUGAUGCCGAGGAUCAGACAAUCAGUUUGGUUCAAGAACGUGUUGUCUAUGACUUUCCCAAGCUGAAGAUGAAGACUACCAAGAAGAAGAAGAAAAAUAAAGUGAUGACAAACAAAAUAUAGUUAGAGGGUUGGGUUGUAAAACUAUUCCUUUUGUUUCCCAUUUCACUCAAUACUGUUUGAGCUGUAUAGCAAUCAAUAUUACCACACUUGUAUUCUGUUUCUUGACACAAAACAGUAACUUUUUAAGUAUAGUAUACAGUGUUUAAGAUGACAACUAAA
Molecule: messenger RNA, 2299 nt
Organism: Raphanus sativus (radish)
Lineage: Eukaryota; Viridiplantae; Streptophyta; Magnoliopsida; Brassicales; Brassicaceae
Product: myosin-2-like
Exons: 9
Coding region: 1124-2140 (338 amino acids)
Biological process (GO): vesicle transport along actin filament; actin filament organization
Cellular component (GO): actin cytoskeleton; cytoplasm; vesicle
Molecular function (GO): actin filament binding; ATP binding; microfilament motor activity
Source: RefSeq, a predicted model, not a curated record